AUGGCCAACACCCUCGCCUACCUCGAGGGCCUGUCUGAGGAGUGGGUUGACCAGCCCUCGCCCGACACAGGCGCCCACAAUGCCCAGAGCCCGCCCGCGACGAAAACGCCCCAGAGCGCGUCGGCCAAAGCCCGCAGCCGCCUUCCCCGCAUGCGGCAGUCGUCAGGCUCCUUCUCCGAGAUCCAGGUGCGCAGCAUCGCGAAAGAGCUGCGCCCGCCCAAGCAGCGUAAUGCCCUCCUCGAGCGCAGCCUCAGCGACAUCAACGUGCCCCCCGCCCCGUCGUCGCCCAACGCGUCACACGUCGAGCCCCCGCGUCGCGCCUCGUAUUCGUCCUUUUCCAUGUCGCAAGGCUCCGGCAUGCAAUUCGGAACAGUAGCGCAUCACACGGUCGCGAGAUCACCCACGAAAGAGCCAGGAUCCCAGGACACGCCCGAGUGGAGACGCAGGCUCGUCAACGGCGAAGUCGGCUACGGCAACCAGACCGACCUGUUCGGCCCCACAGGCCUCGAGAACAUCUUCCAGCGGCCGGCUGCAGGCGCAUCAGACGACUCUGCCCAGCCAAAGCGCAGGCUCGGGCUGCUGAAGGGCCUCAGUGCCGUGCCGCUGCCGUCGAGCCCGCCGCCAUGGCCCAAAUCGCGACCCAACGCGCAACAGACGGAACAAGACGACCAACAACAACAAAUAGACCAAGAGGGACCUUCUCAGGACGGAACAGUACACGAAGAGGGAUCGUCAGAAUGCACCACAAACCUCAUGCCACCACCCAGCGAUCCUGUUCGAACCGUCAGCGGCCAGAUAGAAUACGAGAACGAGAACUUCAGUCCGGUCUAUCUCACCAUGACCGCCAACAUGAAGGUCAGCCAGGCCGCCAAGCCUGCUCCCAACUUUCGAGGAUCCGAGCUUGCCAACCGCCUACGCCAGAUUGGAUCGCCGCCGCCAGAACAGUACGAGACUGAGCACGAGGAGAGUGCUCUGGGACACAGUCGCGAGGAUUCAUCCUUCGCCAGGCUACAGGACGAGUCGCUACCCGAAGGCCUCCCCGCCGGUACCCCAGACAUGGGCGAGGUCCAUCGCAAUGUGGAGCUCCGAAGAGGCGGAUACUCUAGAGACGGAUCAUUCCACCGGAAACCACUCAGCCCAUCGCCGGAAAGAAUAGCUGGGGCGCGACCGUCUAGCAGCCGUGCUGGCACAGCCCAGUCUAGUACCACCGCGAAGCACCCUACUCCUCCCCCAGCAUUGAAGACCAACAACCCAACGACUCCACAUCGUCGGCGCGAACAGUUCCUCAGCCCGGAUCGCGCAAAGGGCUCUGGAAGUCCUCUGAAACUUUUCGACGCCCACGACACAUUCACAAGCAACCGGAUACAGCGACGACUUAGUCAGUUGGAGUACAAGUCCGAGAAGGCUUCCAGCGUGAAAGCCUCAAGUGUCAAGGAGGGCACGAUAGAGUCAACCAAGGCGGCGUCGAACAAAUCGAGAUUGACUUCGGUAGAAGAGAAAAGCUUCCAGAACCCCGACCAGGAUAAGUCACAGCUACCCUCCAGAGUUGUGUCUUUCGGUCAGGGUCAACUGAACCAAUACGAGUACUCCGGCGAUUAUUCGGCGAUAUGUUCCGACGAUGACUACGAUGCACACGACGAUAGCGCACCCGACGCUUCGCCUUCUUCAGACAUCGCACCCCCUGGCAGUCGUCCACCCUUCAAGUUCCAGCUCGACGAAUCACCAGGCAAAGUGGAACCUUCAAAGGCUAAGAGGCACCUGUCUAGCCAUACAAGGAAUUCUUCUAGGAAUGUUAGUGCUAGCCGGCCAAAAUUCGUACCACAUCGAAAGGUCUCUGAGACAGAGCCGGAAUCUUUCUCGGAAAUCGUGCACGAGUACGCAGAUGGGAAGAGAGGUCCGACAUCCCCUUUCAAGAACCCGACGCCGAAGCGUAGAAGGACGAUAACCGCGGUGGAUGAGGAUGAAGACGACGAGAACGCGGCUAGUGAUACUGAGCAGGGCACAGUACAACGCUCGCACGCAGCCAUACAAGCCGUUGUUGGACGUACACGACAGGAAGCUGGCCAAGACCCUUCGAAGAAGAUUGCCGAUUCCGAAACACUGGCCCGCAGACACAUUUUGAGACCUCGGAACCCUACGCCUAGUCAACGCAGGAGAGAGGAGAUACAAGCAGAGAUUAUGGAAGCUACUGAAGCAUUCAUCCUCUCGUCGCCGAAGCUCAACACCAUCCGCGAACACCUAGACUCGUCAAUCAUGUCAGAUACUGACUCGGAGCGAGACCGAGCAAAGGCGGUUGCCAAUCAGAUUGCCGCUUUUACCUUGAAGAGAAAGCCCAACAUACGCGAUAAAAACCGCAAACGAUCUGUCACAACACAGGAUUUCCUCGACGAAGCGCUCAAGAUUAUGGACUUCAUCCGUACCAAGGGCAGACCAACUAGCGGUCUGGGAAGCCUUGAGGAGACGGAAGCCGAGACGCAACUGCUCGAGGAGGUCAACGAUGAUCCUUCUAGUAUGUUGACAUUUGAAAGGCCCCCAAGCAAAGAGGGUCGGCAGUCUUCCUGGCAGGACCAAAGAACGCAACACAUGGAUGCUGAUAUCAUGGACCACCUCCGCAAAUAUCAAGAACACGAGAACGACACAUUCCUGAACUCUUCAGUCAAUUCCAUACGAGUAUCACGUUUGAGAGGAUCUGCGACACCGGAAGACGAAAGUGUAGUGGUUGAGCAAGAUGAUAUCCGGAUCACCGACAAUCCCAAUAGGCACCGGGCCGAUAGCGACGAGCGACCCAGCUCCCAGCCUCGCGGGAAUAACACGCUUCUAUCCACAGCUUCGUCGUUUGGAAACACAAUUGUCACAAAUGCAUCACGCCGUUCCGAGUGUGUCGCGACCCUUGCACCCGAAGCGGUCGCGCAUUUGAUCCCUCAGCAGGUAGCCGGAAUGAGCUUUGAUCGCGACAAGAAUAUAUGGGUCCGUCAGAAGAGCCCUUCCAGACAAAAGCACCUACUAGAGGAUGAGCCAAGUGGUAUGAACGCAAGCGAAGACGAUCCAUUUGGCAACAUUCCCGAUCUGACAGUGGAAGACACCCAUGAGCAGGACAACAAAGCAGGCUCUCCAGUUCGCCUUCAACCUACGGCAGAAACCAUACUUGAGGACACGGAAAGACCUGGAGCCGAAGAAGAGUCACGCCCUGUGACCCGUGAAGGCAAAGGUGUCGCUUACACAGAUACAAGCUCGGCGCCUUCCAAGGCCUCCAACUUCGGGUGGAGCUUCCCCAAGACUGACACACGGGCCACUUCUUGGAGCACGCAAGCUCCUCGAAACUACAGUACACACAAGAUGCCCCAUGCGCCUACAACGUAUGCCAUACCGGAGUCAGAGGAAGAUGGUAUCGAACACGAGAUCCAGUACUUUGAAGGAAGAGAUCAUGCUCCUGCAAGUGUGCAACGUCCGCGAGUGCGCAAUGUUACUAUUUCGAUCGCUGAGCACGAGGCUCCUACGCGGGACCAGCAUUCCGAAAGCGCACCACCACAGCGCCGCCAAAACAAAUGGGGACCAUCAAGUGCGCAGCAGAAGUCAGAAAGGAAACAAUCUGCUUGGGAACAGACGAACGGUACCCGGACUGUGUCGCAUGGGCGGCCCAGUCGUUUGCCAGUUUUCAACGGAGAUGGCGAUCUGUCAAUUCUGGACGAUGCCCCAUCAAAGAACUAUCGAAUGCAGCUAUCAAUGAACGUCGCGCCUCCGCUCAGACACGAACGACGAGACACACUUGUGGCCGCACCGUCAUCACCUGUCAAGGAUGUUACAUUCAUGCUCAGCGAUCUCCCCGAAUUCACCCUCAACCAGAUCGACGAGUUUGACCUUCCGGAUCGAGUCGUCGUAAAGCACAACGGAAGUCGGUUUUCCAAGGCUCUGGAAGACCGCUAUGCACAGGGUACUGCGGAGCUCGUCAAGGCGCUGCAAGAUGUUGAGCCUGAUGAGCCGUACUGGGAGGAUCUUCGCAGCGUCAACCUCCGGAAGAAGGAUCUCAAUAGCGUACACCGCCUUGAUGAGCUCUGCUACUCACUCGAAGAACUUGAUAUUUCUGACAACAAGAUCAAUCAGGUUGAGGGCAUCCCCUACACCAUGCGGCGACUACAAGUACAAAACAACUGCCUGAACGGACUUACUUCCUGGACGACCCUCGUCAACCUUCAGCACCUUGACAUCUCCGGCAACGACAUCGAUAGGCUUGAUGGUCUCGCUGAGCUUGUGCAUCUCCGCAUACUCAAGGCCGAUAACAACAAGAUUAAAUCACUCCAAGGCAUCCUACACCUCGAUGGUCUGAUGGAGUUGAGUGUUCGUGGUAACGAGAUCGACAUGGUUGACUUCACCCGAACGGAUCUCAAAUCCCUCACAGACCUGGAUAUGCGCAAGAAUCGUUUAGUUGAAGUGCGGAAUCUGCAUUGCCUACCUCAGCUUCAGCAUCUCAACCUUGAUGACAACGAAAUCGAGGAGUUCCCCCUUCUUGAUGGGCCUCUGAAGCCAUGCAGAUUCCUGCGCUCGAUCCGUAUGUGCCGAAACGGAACAACACUCCUUGACGUCGACCAGUACUUCCCCAAACUUGAAUCUCUCUACGUCGACGGCAACUGCCUGACGCAAGUAUCUGGACUAGAACAUCUCCGCCACCUCCGUACCUUCUCCGCCCGCGAACAAAUCCUAAACUCGGAAUCCGACAUGGAGAUGUGCGCAAGCAACCUAGUCCGAAACACCGAAGUCCGCAACCUCUAUCUCUCCCUCAACCCAACCUACGGCCUACAGAUAUCUUCACACCUACUAAGUCUCCAACGCCUAGAACUCGCCUCCAUGGGCCUCAAAGAACUCCCCGACAACUUCGGACAGCUAACCCCCAACAUCCGCUCCAUAAACCUCAACUUCAACUCACUCACCGACCUCCGCCCCCUCCUCAACAUCAAGCGCCUCAGCACCCUCCUCCUCGCCGGCAACAAACUCGAGCGCCUCCGCGCCAACGCCAUGGUCCUCGGCAAGCUCCCCACGCUCUCCACCCUCGACUGGCGCGACAACCCCCUCACCCUCCGCUUCUACGCCCCCACGUGCGAAAACCGCAUCCUGUCUCUCCGGCAGAAACCCUCCGACGAGCAACUCACCAACCGCUUUGUACUGCCUGAGGGCGAAGUCGAAGCCGAUGUCCAGCACCUGCAGCGAUUGGACUAUGAGACCCGGAUUAGGCGUCGAGUUACUGAGAUGAUGUUGGCGAAUCUUUGUAGGAGUCUGAGGGAGCUGGAUGGGCUGCCGUUUGAUAAGACGAGGGUGCUGGUUAAGGAUGAUGUUUGGGAGAGGUUGUUGUUUUUGGGCGUUAUUCAGAGGAAGAGGGCGGAUACGGCGGUUGAUGAGGGGAAGUAG
Alternaria hordeiaustralica is the source of this 5400-nucleotide messenger RNA. RefSeq lists its product as uncharacterized. NCBI's taxonomy places the organism in Eukaryota, Fungi, Ascomycota, Dothideomycetes, Pleosporales, Pleosporaceae. The record is from RefSeq and is a predicted model, not a curated record. The transcript has 3 exons. The coding region runs from base 1 to 5400 and encodes 1799 amino acids. Gene Ontology annotation, molecular function: protein binding.